Medicago truncatula (barrel medic) is the source of this 1863-nucleotide messenger RNA. RefSeq names its product heat shock cognate 70 kDa protein. NCBI's taxonomy places the organism in Eukaryota, Viridiplantae, Streptophyta, Magnoliopsida, Fabales, Fabaceae. The transcript has 3 exons. Gene Ontology annotation, molecular function: ATP binding; ATP-dependent protein folding chaperone. The record is from RefSeq and is a predicted model, not a curated record. Bases 1 to 1863 code for a protein of 620 amino acids.
AUGGCCAAAAAACACAAGGGUCCAGCAAUUGGAAUUGACCUUGGCACAACGUAUUCAUGUGUAGCAGUUUGGCAGGACCAAAACAAUACAGCAGAGAUUAUUCACAAUGAUCAAGGAAAUAGAAUUACACCUUCUUUUGUUGCUUUUACUAAUGAUCAAAGGUUGAUUGGUGAUGCUGCAAAAAACCAGGCUGCUUCUAACCCAGCAAACACUGUCUUCGAUGCAAAGAGGUUGAUUGGAAGGAAAUUCAGUGAUUCUGUAAUUCAGAAUGACAUGGAAUUGUGGCCAUUUAAGGUUGUUUCCGGUUUUGAUGACAAGCCUGAAAUCAUUGUUAAGUACAAGGGUGAGGAAAAGCGUCUUUGUGCGGAGGAAAUCUCAUCCAUGGUUCUCACAAAGAUGCGAGAGAUUGCUGAAAAGUUUUUGGAGUCACCUGUCAAGAAUGCAGUUGUUACUGUGCCAGCUUAUUUUAAUGAUUCUCAGAGGAAAGCUACCAAAGAUGCUGGUGUCAUUGCUGGCUUGAAUGUAAUGCGGAUAAUUAAUGAACCAACUGCCGCUGGCCUUGCAUAUGGCCUUCAAAAGAGAGAAAGUAACAUCGGAAAACGAAAUGUGUUCAUCUUUGAUCUUGGUGGUGGCACUUUUGAUGUGUCUCUUCUCACACUCAAAGGUGAUAGCUUUGAUGUAAAAGCCACUUCCGGAGAUACCCACCUAGGAGGAGAGGACUUUGAUAACAGAAUGGUUCACCAUUUGGUGAAGGAGUUUAGGAGGAAGAAUAAAGUGGAUUUAAGUGGGAACGCAAGGGCUCUUAGGAGGUUGAGGACUGCUUGUGAGAGAGCGAAAAGGACACUUUCAUAUGACACUGAGGCCACAAUUGACCUAGAUUCUAUACAUCAAGGUAUUGACUUCUAUUCGUCAAUAACUCGGGCCAAGUUUGAGCAAAUGAAUAUGAACCUCUUUGAAAAGUGUAUGGACACUGUUAAUAGUUGUCUUGCCGAUGCUAAGAUGGACAGGGGUAGUGUAGAUGAUGUUGUCCUUGUUGGUGGUUCUUCUAGGAUUCCUAAAGUGAGACAGCUAUUACAGGAGUUUUUCCAGGGGAAGGAAUUAUGCAAGAGCAUCAACCCUGAUGAGGCUGUUGCUUAUGGUGCUGCUAUUCAGGCUGCUUUGGUUAGUGAAGGCAUUAAGAGUGUUCCAAACUUGAUUUUGCGAGAUGUUACACCAUUGUCACUUGGUGUAGAAUUACAAGGAAAUCUCAUGAGUGUCGUGAUUCCUAGGAAUACGUCCAUUCCUGUUAAAAAGACAAAAUCGUACCAUACAGUAUAUGAUAACCAAUCCUAUGUCACGAUUAAGGUGUACGAGGGUGAGAGAACAAGAGCAAGUGAUAACAACUUGCUGGGUUUGUUUGAUUUCUCUGUUCCUCCUGCUCCUCGAUGUAGCAUUCCUAUCAAAGAAUGCUUUUCUAUAGAUUCUGAUGGUAUAUUAAAUGUCUCUGCAGAGGAAGAAACAAAUGCUAGUAAGAAGGCUAUUACAAUAACGAAUGAAAAUGGAAGACUUUCAAGAGAGGAAAUUGAGAAAAUGAUUUUACAAGCUGAAAUUUUUAAGGCUCAAGACAUGGAGUUCAAGAAGAAAGUUAAAGCAAUAAAUGCUUUGGACGAUUAUCUUUACAAAGUGAGGAAAGUAAUGGAGGAUAAUUGUGUUAGUUCAAAGCUCACCACUGUAGACAAAGAAAAGAUUAAUUCUGCAAUGAUAAAGGGAAAAAGUUUGAUUGAUAACAACCAACAGGAAGAUGCAUUUGUGUUUGUGGACUUUCUGAAGGAGCUUGAGAGCAUCUUUGAAUCUUCCAUGAACAAGAUCAAGAAAGGAAAGUGA